Molecule: messenger RNA, 1589 nt
Organism: Camellia sinensis
Lineage: Eukaryota; Viridiplantae; Streptophyta; Magnoliopsida; Ericales; Theaceae
Source: RefSeq, a predicted model, not a curated record
GCCCAACCAAAACUAAAACUAAAACUAAACCAGCAUAUAAACCAAACAGGCAUAAGCAUUAGAUCGGUAAAAGGGCAAACAUGUUCGUGCAUCUUCUUCUUGGAGGGCGUCGAAGUCGUCGACUGCGACGUCAUCAUCGAUCGUCGCCAUCAAGUUAUUUUCAAGAAAAACGGUACGAGAGAUCGCUGUGGUUUCGCGCCAAUACUCACAAAAGUAACAUGAAGUGGUACGCGGUCGACAUUUCGAACCAAGAUAGUAGUGGUGUCGAUGAUGAAUGCAAGAAAUGGAACAAUUGCGUGAAAAGAGGAGAGAAGAACAAAUUGAAACUCAUCCCAAUCUCGAGAAAGAAAUAUUUCGAUAGCACCUUAGUUUGUUUGGAUUCCACUAUCUAUUGCCUCGGUGGAUUUUGUCGUGGCAGAACAAUGUAUGAGAUUCACCCCACUAACGAUGUUCGCCGAUUCAAAUCUGCUUCUCCCUCGCCCCGUUGGAAGAAUCUGAUUUCUGGUCUCAUGAAUGUUGGAAGAAACAGCCCCGCCGCGGUGGUUCUGGGUGGAAAAUUGUAUGUCAUGGGAGGUAAUCAUGUUAAAAUCGUUCCCAAAGGUACUGAAAAUGAUACCUGGGCUGAGGUGUUUGAUCCUAAGACUAAGAAAUGGAGUUUUCUGCCUAAACCUACCUGCUGUGAUAAGCCGCUACCUUCCGCUCGUUUUUUGUGUAUGGCUCUCGAGGGUUUACAGAAGAUUCUAGUGGCUGUAGCUUAUUUGAACGAAGCGUAUUUGUACCAUGUUUCUCAAAACAAGUGGACCAAACACCCUUUGACUAAACACCUUCGCGUUGCAUCGCUUGUCGACGAAACAAACAUGGCGGUUUUAGGCAGUACUUUGUAUUGGUACGACAAGUAUAACGACACCUGUAUGUACGCUUAUGACUUGGAAACUGGCAAAUCAUUCUCGGGGAAAAUUAGGGGAUUUAAGAAUCCAGCACGGAAGAUCAGAGUAGAUCCUUGUGAAAUGAGGACUUUCUUAUUUCAUUUGACUGGCAAAUGUUUUUGUUUGGUUUGGGGACAAGGGCCUACUGUACACUGCACCAAAUUUGUUGUGGAGAAAUCAUCCUAUUUGCCCAUUAAACGCAAAGCCUCUCUCUGCGCUUCCGUUCUCUCAUCUCAAGCUUAUGAUCUCGGUCCUAAUACAAAGUUUUCUGAUGUUGUGCUAAUGAAUAAAAGGUGUGAAUUACCUAGUUCGUCAGUGGUUGUGGAACUCAAAGAGCCAACUGAAUCUACUCUGAAGCUGGACCUCAUGGAUGUAAAUUGAUUGAAGAAGCUUCUGCAAGUUGAAAAGAUCUUGGUAAGUCAAAAUAUAUGUCAAUGUGCAUAUACUUGCCAAUGUUUUUGACAACUUGGGCCUUGACUAUGUAUACAUUUAUUGGCCAAUGUUUUAUGAAACAUGGUUUAUUUGAAAUUCCUUGCAUGACAUCUAUGUUCUACUAUUAGCUUAAAUGUACAUGUCUUCUUGGCUGCUACUAUUGCCAGCACCACCCUGUUACUGAGGUAAUGUACUAGCCUGUGGCUGCUGCUUUGGCAUAGGGCUAAUCUG